Molecule: messenger RNA, 655 nt
Organism: Cuscuta campestris
Lineage: Eukaryota; Viridiplantae; Streptophyta; Magnoliopsida; Solanales; Convolvulaceae
Source: the annotation of a GenBank genome assembly
AGGUAGAGAAUGAUUUUGAACUCAAGCUGAUAGCACACGAGCUUUUUCAAUCCUUGAAGAAUGCCAUCGAAGAUGGUAAUCAAGUACCAAGUAUUGUUGCCGGAGUGAAAAAGCUUUUUGACAGUGCUGUGUUUAUUCAUGCAUGUGUUGAGACAUAUAUGGAGAAGGCAGAGAACGAAUGGAAGCUCUCAAAAGAGACACAUUCUUCCAAAACAUUUUGCAAGAGACACAAAGCACUGCCAUUAUUAGAGGAGUCGUGACAGUUGUGUUCGGGUACUGGAGCAAUGAGGAUUACCACCGUAAGGUGUCUGAAGCAAUUACUGGGGAACUGAAGAAGAUACCCAAACCUGAUUGCGGACCCCGCCCACUCAAGAUGGUGUAUGAUGAUAUUCCAAAUAUUGAUGUUUCUUUCACCGUUGAGGGUUUUAAAGAAGCAUUGACCACCAGAUACCGAAACGAUCCUAACCGUGAUUACAAUCAUGUACGCGAAGAGAUUGAGAGGAAUAGUAUUGGUUUGAGCGGAUGGUCAGCCCUCAUUUCCUUGGCGUGAUCCCAAAGCGGAUAACAAGAGUUUGUUGAAUUGAGUUGGAAUCAAUUCAAGAAGCAAGAAGCUUGAUGAAGAAGACGAUCAUGGAGAUAAAGGAGCAAGAAACGG